AUGGCUCCGCCUAACAGAAAGGUUGAAGGAGACGAUGGCCGUGUCACCAUAACGACACACGAUUGGACAGAAUUUCGUGAUGCCCUUCUUGCAUCACAAAACAGUUUGCAACAAUCCCUUACCGCAUCGUUGCGAACCAUGACGGAGACGAUUACACACCAUCUUGGAGAACAGAAUCGACAACGUGGAGGAGAAGGAGUUGGAGCAGAGAUAAAUCCUUUUGCUCCUGGGGUGAGACCUCAAGGAGAGAUAGUGAAUUUUCGACAACCUGAUCAUCGUUUCCCUGAUACACGUUGGGAAGCAAGCUUCAAAGUGGAGAUUCCAGAGUUUCAUGGUGGGAUUCGGGGAGAUUUGCUCCUUGAUUGGUUAGUAGCUGUGGAGGAAAUUCUCGAAUUCAAGAAGGUUCCAGAAGAUCGCAGGGUUGCGUUGGUGGCAACAAGAUUUCGCGGGCAUGCCGCGUCGUGGUGGCAACAAACCAAAACCACCCGUGCUCGUACAGACAAAGAACCAAUCCGUUCAUGGGACAAGCUGAAGAAGAAAUUGCGGGACACAUUCCUUCCCCACAACUAUGAUAGGACGGUGUACAACAAGCUACAAAAUCUAAAACAGGGCAGCCGCUCUGUUGAUGAAUAUGCAGAAGAGUUUUAUCUCUUGAUUACACGCAAUGUUAUCUUUGAUAGCCAAUUGCAGCUGGUCUCUCGUUUUAUUGGAGGGUUGCGAACCCAACUUCAGAACGCCAUGUCGCAGUUCGAUCCAUCAUCAGUGGCUGAAGCUCACCGGCGCGCUGCCUCUUUCGAGCAACAAUUUCGCUCAUCUUCAUGGUCUGCACCAACCAGCAAGACACGGCUGCAAGAUCAAAGCUCGCCUCCACAGACAAGUACAACACGGGAACAAGGAGCUGCGCCUGAAGCAGUGACCCGCGCACCACCGGAGGAACAGGUGCUGAGACGUUCCACCCGACCUAAUGCCUUGAGGUGUUACGCGUGCGGAGAAGCAGGUCAUCGCCAGACUGCGUGUCCAAACCAAAUGCGACGGGGAUUGAUUGCAGAAGAAUUCCCAGAGGGUAAAGAGCCGGUUUAUGAUUCAUGUGGAGAUGAAGAAGCGGUGGAAGAAAGCUCUCCUAUUUUUCAAACCAACGGUGAUACAGGAAGAUUAUUAGUGGCUCGUAGAACAUGUUUGGCUCCUCCAAGCCGCACAGAUACGUGGCUGCGAACUAACAUUUUCAGGUCUACUUGCACAAUUCAAGAUCGCGUGUGUAGUUUCAUUAUCGACUCGGGCAGAUCUCGCAACAUAGUGUCCGAAUAUGUGGUGCGAAAAUUGGGACUGCCGUAUGAAGCUCAUCCAGUACCAUACUCGCUUGGUUGGAUGCAAGACGGAGUGGAUAUUUGCAUCACUCACCGUUCACUGGUCGCGUUCUCGAUUGGUCCGCUUUACAAAGAACGUACAUACUGUGAUGUAGCCCCCAUUGAUGUCUGUCAUCUUAUCUUGGGCCGUCCUUGGGAGUUUGACCGUAAGAUUUUCCACGAUGGAGCAAAGAACACCUACAGCUUCACAUGGGAAAGUCAUCGCAUUGUUCUCCUACCAACACCCAAGGUUCCUCAACUCGGAGCAAGCUUUAACGAAGAGCUGAAAUUAGAAGGAGUAGCAUUUGCUCUAUUCGUCUCCCCCAUCUGCGCGAUUUUACCACAAACCGCCUCCUUACUUGACAAUGUCUUACAAGAGUUCCCGGAUGUUUUUCCAACAAAACUACCAACGGGUCUUCCUCCUCUACGAGACAUUCAGCAUCAGAUUGAUUUAACUCCAGGAGCAGCACUACCAAACAGAGCACACUAUAGAAUGAGUCCACAAGAGCAUGAAGAGCUUCGUCGACAAGUUGAGGACCUACUACGCAAAGGUCACAUACGAGAGAGUCUUAGUCCUUACGCGGUUCCAGCGUUGUUAAUCCCUAAGAAAGACGGGACUUGGAGGAUGUGUGUUGAUAGUCGCGCCAUUAAUAAAAUCACGGUACGCUACAGAUUUCCUAUUCCGCGCCUCGACGAUUUGUUGGAUCAAAUUGGGUCAGCAACUAUGUUUUCGAAGAUAGACCUUAAGAGUGGAUACCAUCAGAUUCGCAUUCGGCCAGGAGAUGAAUGGAAGACGGCGUUUAAGACUCGAGAGGGCUUGUUUGAAUGGCUUGUAAUACCGUUCGGUUUGUCAAACGCACCCAGUACGUUUAUGCGUAUUAUGAACCAGGCGCUGCGGCCGUUUAUCGAAAAAUUUGUAGUGGUGUAUUUUGAUGAUAUCCUCAUUUUUAGCUCAUCACUGUCAACCCAUGCUGCUCAU
Messenger RNA from Arabidopsis lyrata subsp. lyrata, 2322 nucleotides. RefSeq lists its product as uncharacterized. NCBI's taxonomy places the organism in Eukaryota, Viridiplantae, Streptophyta, Magnoliopsida, Brassicales, Brassicaceae. Gene Ontology annotation, molecular function: nucleic acid binding; zinc ion binding. The annotation marks the transcript as partial. The record is from RefSeq and is a predicted model, not a curated record. The transcript is spliced from 2 exons.